GGUAAUAUUUGGCAACAGACCGUCAAUCAACCGAUUUAAUCUCUAGUCUAGUCAGGAGAAAAUUCAAAAAAAUUUUUUUUUUUAGUAAUAGCAUAAAUUUUGGAAAUUUUAAACUUUAGUUUGAAAACCAAUCAAAAUUAAAAUGGCCAGCUUAACACGCGUGCCAUCAAUAUUAGCGAAAAAUUCUGCCGCAGUGAUGCGUUCUGCGUUAGUAACAUCUUCUCGAAAACUGCAUUUUACCCCAGGGCACCACGAUGCAAAACGCAAUCCAAACGCAUCGCCCGGUCAAUAUGAAGUAAUAGAUCAUGCAUAUGAUGCUGUUGUUGUAGGCGCGGGUGGAGCUGGCCUUAGGGCUGCUUUUGGUUUAGUUGCAGAAGGUUUUAAAACCGCCGUAAUAACUAAAUUGUUCCCAACGCGGUCGCAUACCGUAGCAGCCCAGGGUGGAAUUAAUGCUUCUUUAGCCAAUAUGGAUAAAGAUGAUGAUUGGAAAUAUCAUAUGUAUGACACUGUUAAAGGAUCUGAUUGGUUAGGAGAUCAAGAUGCUAUACAUUAUAUGACUCGCGAAGCUCCGACUGCUGUAAUUGAACUUGAAAACUAUGGUAUGCCUUUUUCCAGAACUCCUGACGGUAAAAUUUAUCAAAGGGCAUUUGGUGGACAGAGUUUAAAAUACGGAAAAGGUGGUCAGGCACAUAGAUGUUGUUGCGUUGCUGAUAGAACCGGUCAUUCAUUAUUACAUACAUUAUAUGGCCAAUCCUUGAGUUACGAUUGCAACUACUUUAUUGAAUAUUUUGCCUUAGAUUUAAUUAUGGAAAAUAAUGUUUGCCAGGGUGUUAUUGCCCUUUGUCUUGAAGAUGGUUCAAUACAUAGAUUUCGUGCAAAGAAUACAGUCAUAGCAACCGGGGGUUAUGGAAGAGCUUAUUUCUCCUGCACAUCUGCACACACAUGCACAGGAGAUGGUACAGCAAUGGUUUCUCGCCAAGGAUUGCCUUCAGAAGAUUUGGAAUUUAUUCAAUUUCAUCCCACGGGAAUUUAUGGAGCUGGUUGUCUUAUCACAGAAGGAUGUCGCGGUGAGGGUGGUUAUUUAAUAAAUUCUAAAGGAGAACGUUUUAUGGAACGUUACGCACCUGUAGCAAAGGAUUUAGCUUCUCGUGAUGUUGUUUCGCGUUCUAUGACAAUCGAAAUAAUGGAAGGUCGCGGAGUUGGACCCGAAAAGGACCAUGUUUAUUUACAAUUACACCACUUACCCCCAGAACAACUUCACGAACGUUUACCAGGAAUUUCAGAAACUGCUAUGAUUUUCGCUGGUGUUGAUGUUACUCGUGAACCAAUUCCAGUACUUCCAACGGUGCACUAUAAUAUGGGUGGAAUCCCAACCAAUUACAAGGGACAAUGUUUGACUGUAGACAAUCAAGGAAAUGAUGUAAUCAUAAGAGGUUUAUAUGCUGCAGGUGAAGCAGGUUGUUCCUCUGUUCAUGGUGCUAAUCGUUUGGGUGCAAAUUCUUUGUUGGAUUUAGUUGUAUUUGGACGUGCAUGUGCUAAGACAAUUGCUGAAGAAAAUAAACCUGGGGAACCUGCUCCUUCAUUGAAAGAUAGCGCUGGUGAAAUGUCUGUAGCGAAUUUAGAUAAAAUAAGAUAUGCAAAUGGUUCUAUUCCUACUGCUGAUUUACGUUUAAAAAUGCAAAAAACUAUGCAAAAACACGCGGCAGUUUUUAGAGAUGGCCCAUUACUUAAGGAGGGUGUUGCUUUGAUGUCUGAUAUUUAUAAACAAUUUAAAGAUAUUAAAGUAACAGACAGGUCUUUGGUAUGGAAUUCCGACUUAGUAGAAACACUUGAAUUACAAAAUCUUUUAGCAAACGCUCAAAUGUCUAUUGUUGCAGCCGAGAAUCGUAAAGAAUCCCGAGGAGCACAUGCCCGUGAAGAUUAUAAGCUUCGUGUAGAUGAAUAUGAUUACAGCAAACCGUUGGAGGGUCAACAAAUGAAGCCAAUAGAUCAGCAUUGGCGUAAGCACACACUCUUGUGGAUAAGUGGUGAUGACGGACAAGUUAAAAUUGGUUAUCGUAAAGUUAUAGACAAAACUUUAGAUAGUUCUUGUGACACUGUACCACCAGCAAUCCGAUCUUAUUAGGAUAAUAAGUGUUUAAUAAAACAAACAUCCUUUUUGUAACGAAACAGCUACACUUUUCGAUUGAAUAACGAACUCAAAUUUUAAGAGCUAAACAUAUUUUGAGAAUGAAUGAUUCAAAUGUAGCCAAACAUCUAACAUUUUUUUUUAGUUUAUUGGAAAUUUAUUAAAAAUUCGCAAUGUUCUCGUAAAUUUUAAUAAAAUAAUCAGCUUUAGUUUCUCCAAAUACCAUUUCAAAAAUUUGUGGACAUGACUGAGAUUUAAUGAAUUUUAAAUGUAAUGUGAUAAAGAUGUCAUGUAAUUAUGAAAAACUUAAGCUAAUUUUUUAUAGUAAUUUGUAUAUAAUAAUACAAAUACUUAAACUCACAUUGAAAUUGAAUCAUUUAAAUGCAAUCGCUUAAGGUGAAUUUUUAAUAAAUUUGAAAUGUGUAAUUAUUUAUCGAGUUUUUUCUAAUUACAGAAUUAAUGUUCAUUAUCAAAUUUUAAGUUUUAAAAUUAAAAUUAAAAUAAAUCAAAUUUUUUUCAUAAAAGGAAUUAAAGUUAUUUUUAAAUUAUUUAAAAAAAAAAUGUUUUAA
Condylostylus longicornis is the source of this 2697-nucleotide messenger RNA. RefSeq names its product succinate dehydrogenase [ubiquinone] flavoprotein subunit, mitochondrial (gene SdhA). Gene Ontology annotation, biological process: mitochondrial electron transport, succinate to ubiquinone; tricarboxylic acid cycle. The transcript is spliced from 6 exons. Bases 143 to 2125 code for a protein of 660 amino acids. The record is from RefSeq and is a predicted model, not a curated record. Gene Ontology annotation, molecular function: succinate dehydrogenase (quinone) activity; electron transfer activity; flavin adenine dinucleotide binding. Lineage: Eukaryota; Metazoa; Arthropoda; Insecta; Diptera; Dolichopodidae.